AAACGUCAAACUGUCAAACCUUAUUUCAGUUUACUGUUGGGUUAAAAAAUUUAUUUAUUUGGUGUAUUGAAUAACUAAAAACACAAAUAUUACAAGCUAUUCUAAGCUAUUUUUCACAAAAACUAGUGCUACUUCGAAACUUCAAAAUGGCAAGUUCAGGAAAAGGCACUUUUCAACCGGAUUCUGAUGUUCAUAUAUCAUUCGAAGAUCAACAGAAAAUAAACAAAUUCGCAAGAUUAAAUGCUAAGGUUGAUGACAUAAAACAAGAGCUCAAAACGAAGCAAAACGAUUUAAAAAAUCUGGAUGAGGCAGUGGACGAAUUAGGUCUUGCUGACGAUACAGAGAAAAUUCCUUACCUAAUUGGCGAGGUAUUCGUAUGCCAAAGCUUGGAGGAGACCUUAAAAUCUUUGGAGGUCACAAAAUCAAAGAAGGAUGAUGAAAUAAAAGAAUUGCAUGCAAAAUAUGCUGAACUGAAGUCUCAGAUGGGAGAACUGAAAGUACACUUGUACGGCAAGUUUGGAAGUCACAUUAAUUUGGAAAAUGAGGAGGAUUAGAUACUGCAAGAUGCUUUUUCUAACUCUUAAUGGUAAUUUUCUUAUUAACUUUAAAUAACAAACUAAUUUAUGAAAAUGAACAUAUUUAAAUAUUUCAUCACUAAAUUAAGUGUAUAAAAGCAUACGUGUCAGUUCAAUUUUUUUUGUAAUUAUAGUAAAACUAAUAACCUACAGUUUGGUAUGCCCAGUUUAAAUAACAUGGUUAGUUUAAAUUACAAAUUAUGGAAAAUAAAACAAUCUUUGUAUAACCAUAUAUUUAUCACAUGAUUAGCAGGAACAGAACAAUUAACCAAACUAAAUAAAAUGUAUACAUAUAAGUACUGUUUCAUUAAAUAUAUACAAAGACAUUUGAUAUUCAAUUCUAACAAAAUGUCAAAAAUUGUAUAAUAAAAACACACUAUUAAUUACUACUCACAAACUUUAAUUUUCCAUAUUUUAAUGACACAUUUUGCAUAAAAAUGGUUUGUUCAGGUAAUACUAUUCAAAACCUUUGUAAUAGACAAUUUGUGCAACAAUACUAAAGUAAGUAAUAACCAUAUAUCUUAAAAGAUUUCUUUGCAAAUAAUCUGUUUCAUAUUUCUAAGAUACAGCAAUUUACAUAAAUGUUGGACGAAUUUUAUUUUUAUGUAAGAUUUCACUAUAUUAUGGUGGAAAUGUUGAUAAACAAAUAAUACUGCACUCUCUUUAUAAUUGCUAUAAAAUAAAUAAAUUGUACUAGAGAUUGAA
Papilio polytes (common Mormon) is the source of this 1280-nucleotide messenger RNA. RefSeq names its product probable prefoldin subunit 4 (gene Pfdn4). Lineage: Eukaryota; Metazoa; Arthropoda; Insecta; Lepidoptera; Papilionidae. Gene Ontology annotation, cellular component: prefoldin complex; cytoplasm. The transcript has 3 exons. Bases 147 to 554 code for a protein of 135 amino acids. The record is from RefSeq and is a predicted model, not a curated record. Gene Ontology annotation, biological process: protein folding.